UACUUAAUAUAUUUCCAGGAUUUCUUGACCAUAAUAUAUUUAUUUCCCUUUUUAAUAGGCAUGAAAAUGACUUCUGCAAACUUGGCAACAGGAAUAUUUCUCUUCUCCCAGAUUGCAAUGGGAAUGAUUGGCAAUUCCUCAAUACUAUUUUAUUAUAUCAUUUUGAUAUUCACUGGCAAGCAUUUAAUGCCGAAAGACCAGAUUAUAGAGCACCUGACAUUUGCCAACUGUUUGUCUAUCAUCUCAAAAGGCAUUCCACAGACUCUGUCAGAUUUGGGAUUUAAGGAUUUCCUAGAUGAUAUUGGAUGUAAACUGAUAAUGUUUAUUUACCGAAUAGUGAGGGGGAUGUCCCUCUAUGCCAUGUGCCUAUUGAGUUGCUUCCAAGCAAUCACAAUCAGCCCCAGGAACUCCAGGUGGAUGAUGCUUAAACACAGAGCCACAAAGUACAUUGGUCCCUCCUGCUUAGUCAGUUGGCUUCUGCACCUGCUUCUAAACAUCACAACUCCAGUAAAAGUGACAGGCCCCAUUUGUAGCAAAAAUGUGACAAACAUGAUGAGUUAUGGUUACUGCUCAUGGUUCACUUCCAACAGUGUUGCCAGUGCAUUGUAUAUGUUCUUAUUGUGCUUCUGUGAUGGCCUGUGUCUGAGUCUCAUGGCAUGCUCAAGUGUUUCCAUGGUGAAUAUCCUCUACAGACAUAAGAGACAAGUCAAACAUAUCCACAGUGCUCAACAUUUUCUGAAAGUCUUGCCUGAGGACAGAGCCACCCUAAUUAUUCUUAUCCUAGUAUGCACAUUUGUCAUUUCUUACUUCAUCUCUUCUAUUCGUGUAAUCCUUACCACAUUCUCUGUGGGAUCAGUGCUAUGGAGAGUGAGUUUAUUUAUAUUUCUAGAAAUAUGCUUUCCCAUAUUUUGCCCCUUUGUUCUCAUCUGCAAUAUCAAGUGUAAUUUCCAACUGUUUUUACCCUGCUGUUGUAAGUGAUAGCUCUCUCCAAAUACCACUUAAUAUAUGCUCAUUUUCUUAUACACUGCUAUAUUAUAUUCUUUUAACAAAUGUACAUCAGUAAGACUACAGUUUGAAAUUUUCAAUCAUCUUUUAACUGACUCCUCUCGACAUGUGUUUUGAUUACUAUUUGUUUUAUCAUAGUUUAUUUUUUACAGAACUUAUUAUCCAAUAAUGAGCAAAUUUCAAAUAUAUUGAAUCACCACAAUAUACAAGCUAUUUUGUAAUAUUUCACAAAACAUAGGAGUACCUAAAAAAUACAUCUGGGACCAGAUCUCAUCUGUAGCCUAUAGAAUCAAGUAAUGAUUUCUUGACACAUCUCUCUCUCUCUCUCUC
This is a messenger RNA of Rattus rattus (black rat), 1335 nucleotides long. RefSeq names its product vomeronasal type-1 receptor 4-like. Gene Ontology annotation, biological process: G protein-coupled receptor signaling pathway. The record is from RefSeq and is a predicted model, not a curated record. The transcript has a single exon. Gene Ontology annotation, cellular component: membrane. Gene Ontology annotation, molecular function: pheromone receptor activity. NCBI's taxonomy places the organism in Eukaryota, Metazoa, Chordata, Mammalia, Rodentia, Muridae. The coding region runs from base 61 to 978 and encodes 305 amino acids.